AUUUUUAUUAUAUUAUUACACACUUUUUAUUUUAUUUUAUUUUAUUUUAUUUUAUUUUAUUUUAUUUUAUUUUAUUUUAUUUAUAAUAAUAUUAAUAAUAUUUUAAAAUUUUACUUGAUGAAUCUUAAAUAUUAUUAUUUUAUAAAUUUUUUUUUGUUAUUAUUUAUUUUUUAUUACUCUCUAUAAAAAUUAAUUUAAAUUUUUUAUAUAUUAUUAUUACCU
Molecule: messenger RNA, 222 nt
Organism: Ichthyophthirius multifiliis
Lineage: Eukaryota; Ciliophora; Oligohymenophorea; Hymenostomatida
Exons: 1
Source: RefSeq, a predicted model, not a curated record